Molecule: messenger RNA, 1644 nt
Organism: Punica granatum (pomegranate)
Lineage: Eukaryota; Viridiplantae; Streptophyta; Magnoliopsida; Myrtales; Lythraceae
Source: RefSeq, a predicted model, not a curated record
UUUCUGUGUCAGACGAAGCUCAAAGCUUCAAACUUCUCUUCCAAAGGGCUUCUCUUCCAAAGGGCAAAAAGAAGUGUUACAACCCAAAAGGUCGCAUUUUUUCUCUCUCUACCCGUUCGCCAUUGCCGUCGAGCUCGGACACAGACAGAAAGAGAGGAAGGGGAGAAGGUAGGUCGGAGCAGCUUGAAUGGAGGCUAUCAGGAAGCAAGCCACUCGGCUCAGAGAACAAGUCGCCAAGCAGCAACAGGCGGUCUUGAAGCAAUUUGGAGCUGGGGGAUAUGGGGGAUCAGAUGGCCUGGCAACUGAUGAGCAGCAAUUCCAGCAGCACCAGAAACUUGAGAAGCUUUAUAUCUCGACACGCGCCGGAAAGCAUUUCCAAAGAGACAUUGUGCGUGGAGUGGAAGGAUAUAUAGUCACUGGGGCUAAACAAGUUGAGAUUGGUACUAAGUUGUCAGAGGAUGGCAAGAAAUAUGGUUCUGAAAGUACUUGCACCAGUGGUAGUACUCUUAGCAAAGCCGCAAUAAGUUUCGGGCAGGCUCGUGCUCAAAUGGAGAAAGAGCGUGGGAUUCUCUUGAAAGCUCUGGGGUCACAGGUUGCCGAACCAUUAAGAGCAAUGAUUAUGGGAUCUCCAUUGGAGGAUGCAAGGCAUCUUGCCCAACGAUAUGAUAGAGUGCGGCAAGAAGCUGAAGCUCAGGCUAUUGAAGUAUCAAAGCGCCAAUCGAGAGUAAGGGAAGCACCAGGUAAUACUGAGAUCAUUAUGAAGCUAGAGGCUGCGGAAGCAAAGCUGCAAGACCUCAAAUUGAGCACGGCAACACUGGGAAAGGAAGCUGCUGUUUCAAUGGCUGCUGUUGAAGCUCAGCAACAGAGAUUAACCCUUCAGAGACUUAUCGCCAUGGUGGAAGCUGAACGGACUUAUCACCAGAGAGUCCUUCAGAUACUUGAUCAGCUGGAGAGUGAGAUGAUUUCAGAAAGGCGAAGAAUUGAGGCACCUCCCAGUGCAACUUCUGAUAAUAUCAUGUCUCCACUUCCAUCAUAUGAAGAAUCCAAUGGUGUAUACGCUUCUCAUCACACAUCAAAUGGAUCCAUGGACAUGAUGAGCUACUUUUUAGGAGAGGUGGUGCAUCCAUAUCAAGCUGAAUCCGAUGUGGAGUUGGAUCUUUCAAUUGGUGAUUAUGUAGUUGUCAGAAAGGUGACUAACAAUGGGUGGGCAGAAGGCGAAUGCAGAGGAAAAGCGGGUUGGUUCCCAUUCGGAUAUGUCGAAAGAAGGGAACGCAUUCUUGCAAGCAAAAUGGCCGAAGUCUUUUAGAAGAUUUAUGAUCAAAGGGUAGGCUUCUAAUUGGAAGGUUCUGUGUGUAAGAUAGCUGCUGCAUUGUGUCUUGGGUUCUCGAAUGCGGGCGAAGAACACAUCUACUCUUGCCUGGUUUUUGUGUGUUGUGUAUAGAUUUAACCGUUAACCUUUUUCGUUGUUGACCGAUCUGGACAUGUCUUGCUUGUUUUUGCGUACUUUUGCCCCCUUUCUUCGUGUAGAAAAGAAGCUAACCCCUCGGUUAUUGGCUUAUUUUACUAUAUGACAAUUGGUUUUCAUAGAACCGUUGUUUGCCAUGGAAACAUUUUACCAAACGAGAACAGAGUUGUUAUUGAUUA